Molecule: messenger RNA, 1930 nt
Organism: Gastrolobium bilobum
Lineage: Eukaryota; Viridiplantae; Streptophyta; Magnoliopsida; Fabales; Fabaceae
Product: protein VACUOLELESS1
Exons: 9
Biological process (GO): endosomal transport; vacuole fusion, non-autophagic; intracellular protein transport
Cellular component (GO): HOPS complex; lysosomal membrane; cytoplasm
Molecular function (GO): actin binding
Source: RefSeq, a predicted model, not a curated record
AUAACUUUCCUCUCAUCAUCAUGUUCGCUUCCAUUCCCGCACAACACAAGAGAUUCAUGCUUGCAACUUGAUUCCAAGUUCCCAAUUUCCCCUUUAAAGAGUUUUCAAAUCCCAACCCAAAUCCUGAAAUGGCCAACGUCUCGGUAGCCGCGGAGUGGCAGCUCCUCUACAACCGCUACUACCGUAAGCCAGAGCUCUACCCAAUGCGAUGGAAACACGUGGACCUCGCCCGGAACAAGAUCGCCGCCGCUCCCUUCGGCGGUCCGGUCGCCGUCAUCCGCGACGAUUCCAAGAUCGUCCAGCUCCACGCCGAGUCCGCCCUCCGCAAGCUCCGCCUCUUCUCCUCCUCCGGCCACCUCCUUGCUGACACCGUCUGGCGCCACUCCGGCGGCCGCCUCAUCGGAAUGUCCUGGACCGACGAUCAAACCCUAAUCUGCGUCGUCCAGGACGGCACCAUCUACCGAUACGACGUCCACGCUCAGCUUCUGGAACCUAACCUCUCGCUCGGCAGCGAGUGUUUCGAACAGAACGUCGCUGAUUGCACCUUCUGGAGCAACGGAUUGGUGUGCAUAACGGAAUCGAAUCAGUUGUUCUGCAUUGCAGAUUUCAAAAACCCUAGGUCGGUUAAGCUCGCGGACCCUGGCAUCGACGAGCCGCCGCAUUGUAUGGCGGUGAUUGAGCCGCAGUAUACCUUGUCGGGUAAUGUUGAGGUCUUGCUUGGCGUUGGGGAUGCUGUGGUUCUUGCUGUGGAGGAGGAUGGAGUGCAGCAGCUUGGUGUUGGGUUGCUCCGGGGACCGCUGCAGAAGAUGGUGGUGUCGCGGGACGGCAAGUGGCUCGCGUCGUUCACGCAUGACGGCCGGCUUUUGGUCACCACGUCGGACUUGACCGGCGUGAUCAUUGAGAGGGAGUGUGAGUCAGCUCUUCCUCCGGAGCAGCUUGCUUGGUGUGGAAUGGAUGCUGUACUGCUAUACUGGGAUGAUAUGCUUUUAAUGAUGGGUCCUGAUGGAGAUCCAGUUCACUACCUUUAUGAUGAACCAAUAAUUCUUAUACCUGAGUGUGAUGGAGUGAGGAUUUUGUCUAACACUAGUAUGGAAUUUCUACAACGGGUGCCUGAUUCCACAGUUUCCAUCUUCACAAUUGGAAGUACAUCACCUGCAGCUUUACUAUAUGAUGCCUUGGAUCACUUUGAUAGGCGUAGUGCCAAGGCAGAUGAAAAUUUGAGAUUGAUAAGAUCGUCCCUUCCCGAGGCUGUUGAAGCAUGUGUUGAUGCUGCAGGUCAUGAAUUUGACAUUUCACGUCAACGAACUCUCUUAAGGGCAGCCAGUUAUGGGCAAGCCUUUUGUAGCAAUUUUCAACGUGAUCGUAUCCAAGAGAUGUGUAAAAUUCUGCGGGUCUUGAAUGCAGUGCGCAGCCUUGAGAUUGGCAUUCCUCUUAGCAUUCAGCAAUAUAAGUUGCUUACACCAUCUGUUCUGAUUGGUCGCCUGAUCAAUGCUCACCAACAUCUGCUUGCAUUGCGAAUAUCAGAAUAUCUUGGAAUGAAUCAAGAGGUGGUAAUAAUGCACUGGGCAUGUUCAAAGAUAACUGCUUCAUUGGCAAUUCCCGAUGCCACUCUUCUAGAGAUUCUGCUUGACAAGUUAAAACUGUGCAAAGGCAUAUCCUAUGCAGCAGUUGCUGCUCAUGCAGAUAAAAAUGGCCGCCGGAAGUUAGCUGCCUUGCUUGUUGAACAUGAACCUCGCUCUUCUAAACAGGUUCCUCUUUUGUUAAGCAUAGGAGAAGAAGAUACAGCCUUGAUGAAGGCAACUGAAUGUGGUGAUACAGACCUUGUUUACCUUGUCCUUUUUCAUAUUUGGCAAAAGCGGCAGUCAUUGGAAUUUUUUGGAACUAUACAGGCUAGGCCAUUAGCACGUGACUUGUUUAUAACUUAUGCGAG